CGAGCACCAUACGACGAGUACAAUGGCGACUUGCCGAAGAGCAUCUUCUCCAGUCGCCAGGGCUUAGAAACACUCAUACGUCGUUUGGUGGUGGGGAAAGGAUAUUAUAGUAAUAUUGAUUGGGUGGUAGGUACUGUAACAGGAAUAAUGGCGGACCCAGCAAAUUCCUCUCGAGUGAAAAAAGUUUCAAUACGCACCCCUUCCGGCACCAAAGAAAUCGAGGCUGCCUUAGUUGUCGAUUGUACCGGGCCUGCCCGUGUGGGGGUGAAAAUGCUGGAACGUGCGGGAUAUGGGAACGCUGAGUCCUACUCAAAGGGUACUCUUCCUCUCAAUGAACUUAAGGUCACGUACGACCAAAAAAUUCGAUACUCGACGUUUGAUUUUCCCAUUCCAUCCGACCUAGCAAAGCGGUUGCCUAUACCAGGUGGCUUUGAGGGCGGAGGUGCAGUCUAUGCGACACUCACCGAGCCUGGUAAGGAUAGGCGUAGCAUUUACGCUUCCAGAGUUGACGGUGACAGGCUUCAACUGUGUUUUGGGACGUGGGCGGACGACGACCUUCCUAGAACAUUGCAAGCGGCUAAAGAGUAUAUGAAUACCAUGGUUUUGCAAUUGCCCCCACCCGAAUGGUUUUCUGAGAUGUUGGACUUGCUCGCCGAAGUUGAAGACAGGAUGACGUUCAGUGUCGUUCAUGUUCCUCCCACAUCUUAUAUACGCUUCCAUCAAGCUGUCAGCCUUCCGUCAAACUGGGUUGCCAUUGGUGACUCCGUCAUGAGACUGAAUCCUGUAUUUGGUCAAGGUUGCAGCAAAGCACUAAUCGGUGCUAUCACUCUGAACACUGCUUUGCAUGAAGCGAAAGUUAAUGGAAAUGGUAUUCCAAGCAACUUUUCAAAGAGCUUCUUCAAAUUACAGCAGCCCAAGAUUGAGGGAUUUUGGGAGGGAACAAAAAAUUAUGACUACAGCUACGAUACCACAGUCCCCAUAACUGGUGAAACAUUGACUACUGGAUCUAUUCUUCGUUGGUAUAUGCGGAGACUUCAGACCCUUGCAUUAACGGACAAGCAAGCAAACUCCGCAUUCUGGCAUUCCGGAAUGAUAUUGUCACCUGGUAUCACAGUCUUCCAGCCACUUAUUGUCAUGAAGAUCCUGUGGAGCCUUGUAGUUCAGCGCUGCACUUGAGUAUGGUUUUUAUCUAACAAGUCCAAGUCAUCAAGUAAACCAGAUAGUUUCUGCCUUAAAUUCUCUUUAAAGCAAUAAAGUAUAUUU
Serpula lacrymans var. lacrymans S7.9 is the source of this 1263-nucleotide messenger RNA. RefSeq lists its product as uncharacterized. Lineage: Eukaryota; Fungi; Basidiomycota; Agaricomycetes; Boletales; Serpulaceae. The coding region runs from base 148 to 1176 and encodes 342 amino acids. The transcript is spliced from 8 exons. The record is from RefSeq and is a predicted model, not a curated record.